AUGCAUGAAUUAAUGGAUCCUUCAAUCGUCCAGCACCAGAUGCAGCAGCAGGAAAUGUCGUCACACUCACUCGAGACCAUGCUGCAGGCCAACUGCUCCUCCGCCGCUGGAAAGCCAACCAACUCCGGCGGCGGAGCCGCGGCGGGCGAUCAGAGAAAGCCCCGGCCGCAGCCCGAACACGCGCUGAAGUGCCCGCGGUGCGACUCCACCAACACCAAGUUCUGCUACUACAACAACUACAGCCUCUCCCAGCCCCGCUACUUCUGCAAGUCCUGCCGCCGCUACUGGACCAAAGGCGGCACCCUCCGCAACGUCCCCGUCGGCGGCGGCUGCAGAAAGAACAAACGCUCCUCCUCCUCCAACUCCUCUUCCGCCACCUCCUCCGCCACCUCCACACCUUCCUCCUCAUCUUCCCUCCUCAUGACCCACUUGCUCCCGCCGUCCUCCAUCUCCUCCUCCGCCGCCUACGACUCCAACGACCUCGCCCUCGCCUUCGCCCGCCUCCAGAAGCACCACCACCAGUUAGGGUUUGACCACGACCAAAUGUUCAACGCCGGCAACAACUUCCUCCUCCACAACAGCUUCCUCGACAGCGGCAGCAAUCUGCAGGGGCUGUACUACGGCGGCGGAGGAGGAGGGUACGAUGGUAAUUCCACCUUCGAACAGCAGAACCACGAAAUGUCCGUGAUGUCGGACCAUUACACCAGCGGUGACCAACCGGACAACGAACCGGUUUCCGGGCCGGCCACGACCCAGGCGGUCACGGUGACGACGAUGAAGCAGGAGUACUUGCUGAAUCAUGGAAGACAGGAGGAGAGUGGCGGCGGCGGUGGUAACAAGGUGCUGUGGGGAUUCCCGUGGCAGAUGAACGGGGGAUGUGAUAACGGCGGGAAUGUGGUUGUGGAUAAUAAUAAUAAUACGAUGAGGAUGUCGGAGAGCGGCGGCGGAGGAGGGUGGUGGAGUAGUGGUAACGGUGGGAGUAAUGGUGGUGGCGGAGGAGUGAUUGGAGUCGGCGGCGGAGGAUCAUCGGGGGCGGCUAAUUGGCAUGGACUUCUCAACACUACUCCCUUAAUGUGA
Linum trigynum is the source of this 1077-nucleotide messenger RNA. NCBI's taxonomy places the organism in Eukaryota, Viridiplantae, Streptophyta, Magnoliopsida, Malpighiales, Linaceae. The record is from the annotation of a GenBank genome assembly.